Phycodurus eques (leafy seadragon) is the source of this 5908-nucleotide messenger RNA. RefSeq lists its product as uncharacterized. The coding region runs from base 154 to 3354 and encodes 1066 amino acids. NCBI's taxonomy places the organism in Eukaryota, Metazoa, Chordata, Actinopteri, Syngnathiformes, Syngnathidae. The record is from RefSeq and is a predicted model, not a curated record. The transcript is spliced from 11 exons.
CACGUGACCCACAGCGGCAGGCAGAACCCAGCGUGCGUGCGCGUUCGUGCGUGUCGCGGACAGUUCGGCGGCCGCGGUCGAACCGAGCAGCAGAGCCGUGUCUCCCUGUCGCCUGGAACCCCGAUCCAGACGGGAAAGAAGAGCAUAGCUAGGAUGGAGCUCUCGGCGAUGGGCGACCGCGUCUUCGCCGCGGAAGCCAUACUGAAGCGCCGCGUCCGAAAGGGGAGACUUGAAUACCUGGUGAAAUGGAAGGGAUGGGCAAUGAAGGACAGCACCUGGGAGCCAGAGGAGAAUAUUCUGGAUGACAGGCUGAUACUAGGCUUUGAACAAAAGGAACGCAGCGGGCCAAAAAAGCGGGGGCCGAAACCCAAGAACCCCGUGAUAAAGGCUCAAAAAGGAGAAACAAGCAAUCGAUGCACAAAAUCCCGCCAGGCGACAGCGAGCUCCGCUUCCAGCCGAGCGACUCCUUCCUCCUCGUCCUCCUCCUCGCCUCACCCUUUACCCCCCGCAUCCCCAAAGCUCAGCUCCCUGGCCGCAACCCACAAGCUGAAGAAAGACAUUCACCGCUGCCAUCGCAUGUCCCGCCGCCCCCUGCCCCGCUCCGACCCCAUGGCGUCUUCCUUCUCCGGGCCCGGCAGCUUCCCGUCCCGCCCUCACGCUUCGCCUUUCUCUGAGACUGUGCGCAUCCUCAACCGCCGCGUGAAGCCCCGCGAGGUCAAGCGUGGCCGCAUCAUCCUCAACCUGAAGGUAAUAGACAAGCCGGGUCGGGGCGGUUCGACAGGUGGGGGCUCUCGGAGUCUCCCGGGUGGGCGCCAGAACAUCCCCUCCCGCAAUCGCAUCAUCGGGAAGAAGGGAGAAGCUCCGUACAGACCUUUCCAACCCCCGCUGAAGAUGCUCGGCUUCCCCAUGUACGGGAAGCCAUUCGGGUUGCAGUGCGGGGGCCCCCUGUCCUUUCACACUCAACCGGGGUCCUGCAACGCCAGGAACACCCGCCCGGCCCCGUCCCACUUCCAGGCUUGCUCACCUCCUUCCCCCUCCAGUGGGAACCCUAAACCCUCCCAGUCUGUUCCACCUUCCAGUGAGCCGCCACACUCCAGCAAAAGUCCCGCAGAAUCUCCAAAUAUCCCCCCAUCCGCUCCUGCCAACCCCGCCGCGUCGCCCAUCCUGCCGACCGGCGAGGACGCUGGCGACGCCCCGGGCGCCUCCCUGCCCCAAGGUGGCGGCGGCCCGCCAGAACAAGCCAGGGUGCCCGCCGAGGGUGACCCCGACUGGCACCCGCAAAUGGGACCCAGCUGCAAAGACGUGGUGGUCACCGACGUCACCACCAAUCUGGUCACCGUCACCAUCAAGGAGUUCCCCUCCCCCGCUUCGUGCCCCGCCUCGCCAGUCUCCGCUGAGGGCGCCUUGUCCCCACCGCCGUGCGCCACCCCUGAUACCCCAGAGACCACCCCGCCCAAGCCUCCUGCUGCGACUGACGCAGAGACACACGGCUUGGCUCCUCCUCUUCCUCCUCCUGCCCGGUGUGGUUUCCAUGGCAAUGCACAGAGGAGAGAGCAGCUUAGCAACAACACAGCGAGCAUCCAGACUGCUCGUACGAUGAAGUUCAUGGUGGUUCUGGUGGGGGCCGGCACGCUGGCCUUCCUCGGCGCGGUCAUCUGCAUCUUCGCCAGCGUUUAUCCCCGUAAACGCGCCGCGAAUCUGGGCGACAACAGCACCCUGACGUCAGAGACGCUCCUCCAGCCUCUGGAGCGGCCCGCCGCGGUGGCUCACGCCGGUCCGCUCGGUGCGCUGCACGGCGCCGACUCCUACAGCGGAGGGAACGGACUCGGCGGUUUGGGGCUCCCCACGCUGAACGAGCUCGACCUCGGGGAGGAGACCGGCCGAGGCUCGUCCAAGGUGUUCGGCUACAGCCGACUCAUCUGCACGCCGGUUCCGCUCGGAGACUGUAAGGGGAAAGACGCGGGGCAGCAGCCGCAGGCGGACGACCCUCUCGCACAUGAGGAGUGGACGUUCCUCCGUACCACUGCGGAGGAGCUCCGACAGAUGGUCAUGCAGCAGAACGACCAGAUCCUCAUGGACCAGAGGACCAUUCGGGAGCUGACGGGCAAGCUGAGCGAGUGCGAGACCGGCAUGGAGGAGGAGGACGGCGAGAGGCCCGGACCCGAGCGGAGCAUCGGUGUCUGGAGCGGCAACCGGCGGAUCAUGGCCGGGGACGACGUGAGCUCCUCAGCGGCAUCGCAGCUGCAGACGGCCCGGGCCGUGGAGGAGCUGGCCCGGGCCAUUAUGGACCUGAAGGAUCGAAUAGAGAAGCUGGAGGCAGAGAUCGGCCCAGCUGCCUUGAACCUCACUGACACAUCUACAGGAGCAAGCAGCAGCAGCAGCCCGGUGUCCACCAAACCACCCACCCCGCCCACCGGCAACGUCAACCCCGCGCCCCUGGGUCCGGUGGCGGGAGGCCCCGGGGCCCGUCGUCCCGGCUCCCCCGUCUCCAAGCCCUCGCCCAAGGGCCCCCCCGGUCGUGGGAAGGCUCCCUGGAGGGUGGAGGACCUGGAGGGCGAGCUGGAGAGGAAAAUAAAGAUGCUGGAGAAGGAGCGGCAGGCCACGAGGAAGGAGACACAGGGCCAGUACGAGAAGCUCAACCAGGGUUUGGACACCGCCAACCACCGCGUCAGCGAACUGGAGCACAUCCUAACAGAGCCGUCCUUCCCCGACGGCUUCGUCCUGUCCUUCCCCAUGCGUACCAACUACAUGUAUGGCCUGGUCCGGAAGGAGAUAACCGAGAUGUAUGCCUUCACCGCCUGUGCGUGGCUGAAGGCUAAGGAAGGCGGGAUCGGCACGCCCUUCUCCUACUCUGUGCCCGGACAGCCUAAUGAGCUGGUGUUGCUGCAGGGUGUCCACAACCCUGUGGAGCUGCUCAUCAAUGAUAAGGUGGCACAGUUGCCGCUGUCUCUCCCUCUGGAUGAAUGGCAGCACAUCUGCGUCAGCUGGACCUUGAGGGACGGCGUGUGGAAGGCCUACCAGGGCGGCAAGAUGAAGGGGCGGGGGGAAGGACUGGCUGCCUGGCACCCCAUAAAACCUGGUGGGGUGCUCAUCCUAGGCCAGGAGCAGGAUACCCUUGGCGGACGUUUCGACGCCUCCCAGGCACUGGUUGGUGAACUCUCCCAGUUCAACUUGUGGGACCGGGUAUUGAAGCCCAUUGAAGUUGCCGCCCUGGCAGAAUGCAGCUCCUCAGUACUCGGCAACAUCGCCCCCUGGACCGAUCUGGACGUGGACGUCUAUGGUGGAGCCACCAAAGAGUCUUUAGACCCAUGCCACGCUGCUGAAAGAUCCAACCCUUUCAGCCCCAAACAAUGAGGGGCGGGAUAGUGCGAGAGCUCACGUGUACUGUCUAUGUAGUCGAGGGGUCAAAUUAAUUACUUUGUAAGGUACAGCAAUUACUUUGGAAGGUACAGCGUUUGUUUGGAGCUAGGGAGCUAAUGGGACAGAGCUAAUCGGACAGUUGGAGCUCGUCUGUUUUUCAUGUCGGUGUGUUAGGUGUUUAGUUCUAAAGUGAGAGUGAGGUUAGUGUCACGAUUACCUGAGUGGGGAAAUCAAAUCACAAUCGUGUAGAUGGAUUAUCAGUGCUAGUCUGGGUCAAUCAUCUCUGUGAAGUGAACAACCAUACCCGGGGUUAGGGUUUUGAUGCAGGUGUAGUCACUGAUGAUGAAAAACCUUUGUGUCACCUCAUGUCGUUGCUCGUGUUUAAUGCUGAAACUGAGACGUGUGUUAACAUUUUCAAUGAGAAACACAAUGACUUCAUGUUCAAUUGUAUACGGUUCUGCAUACUUGUAGAUUUGAUCAGGUAUCGUUCCUCUUAACCUUCACUACAACAGUGAUCUUAUACCGUAAGCGUGUAAUUAUUGUGUGUAAAUGUAGCCUUGCUAUUGUUGCUCGCCCCCAACGCCCCACUGUAGCUUGACACAAUCUGCAGAGAGUCAUAACUAGGAAAAGCAGCGCUCUCGACCAAUCCUGAAGUAAACACUUGAUGUCAAACUGUGAGCUCCAGAACAUGAAAUUGUACCUUGGCUAAACCACAUAGAAUGUAUUUGUAUUUGCAUGUAAUUUUGAGCAAACACUGCGUCAACAGCAGUUCAGUGCCAGUCCCUUUUGUGCCUCUCACAGUCGUCUUGUUUGGGUAAUUUGUCUUUUACAAAAUAGCGAUCAAAGAAAAAUAUCAAAAGACGGAAAGUAAUUCAAUGAAAAUUAUUUUGUACUUCACACUCUAUGACUCCAGUGGGACCUUCAUACCUAGAUGCACUUUUAAUCGAUUUUCCACAAGUAAUAAUGGCUUUAAAUUUCUAUGAUUCAGUUGCAUGGUGCAUUUCUGUUAUAUUACUAUCCAGUAAUAAACUGUCAAAAACAGCUAACGAAUAGAUUCCCUUCUUUUGGAUGGAUUAUAGCUGGUGUAAUUCAUUUAAGAUUUUGUUCAAUAAACAUCAAGCGGUCAUUAUUGAUUCCAACGAUACCAUUUUAUUGCUCUAAUGGAUAUUUUUGACAGUUGCCUUUAGGUCAAUGGCAAAAGGCAAAGGGGUGACACAAGGAACUCAACUGUUUUAUUAUGGGGGAGAUUGAAUUCCAACUAUACAAGAAAAAAAUUAACACUGUGCAGUUAAUUGUACUUUUCCUCAAACUCUUUCUUGCCUCAGUGCAUGAGUAUGAAAGAGAAUUAAGGCCACAAUGAAAAGACAAAAAAAAGUUCUCAUUCUAUUCAAUAAAUGUCAGAAUUUUACAUGACACAAAUUACCAAAUAAAAUCAUGUUACAAGAAAAAAAGGUGUAAUUUUAUUUGAAUGAAGUUGUAAUAUUACAAGUUAAAAAACCUUCAAAAAAAUUAAGUCUACAUUACCAGAAGUAACUAAUUUUACGAGUAUGAAUUCAAAUAUCAUGUGGAUAAAGUUGAACUAUUACUUGAAUACCUUUACGUGAAGUGUGGGAAUACUAAAGGCAUAAGUUGACAUUUUAUAAGAUUUAAGUUUUAAUAUCGACCAAAUAAAGUCAUAUUAUGAGGAAAAAAUUAUUUUACAACAAAAAAGUAAAAUAUGAGAAUAAAGUUGUACAUGUAUGUGAAUAGUCAUAAUAAUAUAAGAACUUUUUUUUUUUUUACUAAAUACAAUCAUAAUAUUAUGCAAAAACAUCUCAACAUACUACUAGAAAAAAACGUCUAAUUUUAAAAGGAUAUAAAGUCAUAUUACCAGAAAUUAUUUUUUAUUUUAGAGAAUUAAGAAGAAGAAGAAUUAAGAUAUACUAUUGUGAGAGUAAUAUUAAAAAAUAAUUAGCAAACAAUUUUAACAGAUAAAGGUGUGAGACGACCAGUAAAAAUGUGUAAUUUUACAAGAAUUCAACUAUCAUGAGAAUUAAGUUGUAUUGUUACGUGAAUAAAGUCAUAAUUUGUACUCUUACAAUAAUAAUGUGGAAUUUUACAAUAAUAAAUUGCACUGUCACAUAAAAAGAAGUCGCUGUAACAAAAGAAAAAAAAAUACAAUAAUAAGGUAGCAUUAGGAGCAUAAACGUAUAAGCGCAGUUUAAUGCUUUGUCAUCAUAUUACGACAUUCACUCUGGUAUAAUUCAAAUCUAAUCCGAAUUUUGUUCUUGUAAUAUUCUGACUUCACAACUCGAUUUUCCCAUAGUAUGACAAUUGUUUUUUUUUUCUCUUUUCAGUGUGACCCUCACACCCCUCAUAACAUGACCCCAUAUUUAUGUUCUUUUAAAAGUGCCUGUUUGGGCCUGAAACGCCCAAAAUGGUAGUCAAAUAUAUAUUUUCCUCUUGUGUCUUCUCUCUUGCUUUACGUCAUUGAAGUCCGUGACGGUGUUUGCCCUCCUUGGCACCUCAUGCAUUUUGAUAUUGUGAACAAGGUGGAUGAAACUUAAUA